Messenger RNA from Phlebotomus argentipes, 1050 nucleotides. RefSeq lists its product as uncharacterized. The transcript is spliced from 3 exons. The record is from RefSeq and is a predicted model, not a curated record. The coding region runs from base 1 to 1050 and encodes 349 amino acids. NCBI's taxonomy places the organism in Eukaryota, Metazoa, Arthropoda, Insecta, Diptera, Psychodidae.
AUGUCGAGUGUUGCAAUGGUUUUUGCACUUUUGGCACUUCAUGCCCACUUUUUGGGCUGUGAUAACGUAUGUUGGAACGUGAAUACGGAACAUUUGGUGACAUUUUAUCCAUCCAGACACUGUCAGCGCUCCAAUAAGUCCAUUUUGAUGCUGGAAAAUUUCCAAACAGUUGAGCAAUGUGCAAAUUUGGCGCGCGAAAGCAAAGCCUUGGCAUUCAAUUACGCUCCGACGCAUCGAGGAACCAUCAAUAAAUUCAUAAAUGUGAAUAAAACAACGAAGCCAUUUGAGGAUAGUAAAUAUCCAUCGGGAAAGGAUAUCAUUGAGCAGUCUGAGGAGUACUUCAAUUGUCAAAUUCUCCAGUGUCCCGAAUUGAAGAAUCUCUCCACAAUGAUUAAUGACACGCGCUUCGAAUACUACAGUCUCUAUGUCAAUCCUCCAUUGCCUCUGAACGCAACGUGUAUGCCAGGAUUGGGCAUGUUUGUCUACUACGACAAACCGGAGAACUUCACGCGAGCUUUCAACAUUUGCCGAGAGCUUAAAGGCAAACUGGCGGAUGUUUUGUCUGAGCAACGCACCAAUUUGCUCUCCAAGUGGAUCAAGAGCAAAUUCAACACCACCCAUCGUGAUAUGGCGUUCGUUGACUUGAAGGAGCUGGAGAACAAUGGAACAGUGUCUAAACAUAAAUAUUACACGUCGGAUGGCUUUCCCAUCGACUGCUUUCCUUAUCGUGCUUGGAGUCCAGGAUUUCCACGAACAGAGUGCAAUCUCACUGGCGAGAGCGGCGAAUGCACGUCCUCACGGCACAACACUCAACUUCACAGUGAGGAGCAAAUCUCAACUGCCGGCGUCGCGUGCCGCUCUUCGCUCUCUUCGCGGCGUUUGUGGCCGAAGAGACCGGCGAGAGCUGCAGCGCAUGCUUCGCCGCGAAUGGGGAACAACUUUCGCCGCAAGCGUGACUCACAAGCACGCCGGAAUCUGCGGCAAACACGUGAAAAGCCGGGAAAAUUUGCCCACAAUUCUCCAUUUGGCAAUUUGCAGUUGACGCUUUGA